Messenger RNA from Xyrichtys novacula (pearly razorfish), 6893 nucleotides. The record is from the annotation of a GenBank genome assembly. NCBI's taxonomy places the organism in Eukaryota, Metazoa, Chordata, Actinopteri, Labriformes, Labridae.
AUGGGUUGUGUUCAGAGCUUCAGGGAUAUGUGCGAUCGUCAAAAAAACACUAACGUUCGUAUGAGCCUUCCAGCUGUUUGCUUCGUGUGGCAAACAGCCAUGAUCAUCUUAUUUGGGGUUUUUAUUCGGUACAACGAAGAAGCAGAUACGCACUGGAUAGAGCACAGAAAGAAAAACAACAUAUCAAGUGACAUUGAGAAUGACUUCUACUUCAGGUAUCCAAGUAAGUGGCUUAAUUUGCUCUCUUUAAAAUCAUUUUUCUUAUGUGAUCUUUUUUUAAUCUCUUCUUUAAACAUCACAACACUUACACAUCUUUCCUUAAUCUAUGUAAUACAAAAUGAAUAUCUACAUCUUUAUGAUUCCACAUUUCACAUAAUUUUAAGUGUUAGUUUUAUCAUUUUGUUAAUAUUGUCAAUUUUUAUUGGGGUUAUAUCUGUGCCAGCCUGAGUUACAAAGAUGAUGUUCAUUCUCAGGCUGUGUUGACCAAUCAGAUGCUUCUUGUACUGCUGACAAGGAUCUUACACUUACAGGUGCACUGUUCCCCUGAGGUGUGACUCUCUCCAGCUCAGGCUUUUUUUUUCUUUUUAUGUCAUUUAAACUUGAAUAGUGUUCCUCUUUGAGUGGAUACAUUCUUUUUCCUAUUUUCACAAUGUAUUACAUAAUUUGGGUUGUAUUUGUGAGUGUGUUGUUUGGGUGUGGUUUUAGUGGAGACUUCCACAGCAUUUUGUGGUGUCAGUGACAGACUAUCACAAAGAGAUCUCAGAUUUGGUGUUUGAUGUCAGUUGAUAAAUGUACACCCUGACACAUUCGGCUGUCAGGAGAGCUAAAAGGCAUCUCAUUAACGUCACGUCUUUUUUUUUUUUCUAUUAAGUUACCGAUGUGUUUGAGGACAUAGAACUCAGUCUGAUUCAAAAGCUCCUGAAAAACUACCCUGUUUCUUUCAAAACAGUGGAGAGCUAUUGUGCCCCGAGGUGUGUCAAACUGUUACAGUGUUACGAUGUAAAGAAUACUCAGUUGUUGUUGAUGCUGGUAUCCAGACUCUGUUGUUUGAUAGUUUUGAUAGACAGUGACUGUGUUAAGAAACAGACACCUGUUUUCACACACCAAAAGUCAUAGAAGGAGAGGUUUUGGCUUUCAUCAUUAUAACGUUAUCUUUUUCAAUUAAACAUAUUGUUUAUCUUCUGUUUUGACAUUGUAAAAAUCAGUGAUUCCUACACGGCUAGAGUAUGUUUAGUGAUAUACUUGUAUAUUUAUUGACUGAAAAACAUGUUUUAUGCUUAUGUUAAUAAUGUCCUUGUCAUGUCCAUUUGAUUGCCUCCUCUUACCUAAUAUGCCCUCAUGUGGUCCUGCACUGUGGGGAGAUGUUGUCAAAGCAAACCAUCUGUGUAUGGUGUCUUCACGUGUAUGUCUUAAUAAUGAUAAUAAUAAUAAUAUAUCUUAAUACCUACAUAUUUCUUAACCUUGAUGGCUAAUUAAACAACACCAUUAAGUGGUUUAUAGAAAUUAUUGGGAUAUUAUUCUAUUUUUUAUUUUUUGACAGAUAUACUUCAAUCAGGGGAGUCUCAUUGUUGUUGAACUGAAAAAAUAAUACAGCAGGUAAAAUGCUCAGAUAUUUUCCAAUGUUUAAGGAGCUGUGAUAUGAAAGUUGUUCUCCUUCCCUUAAGUCUAUUAAUUACUCUGCAUGGUUGAUAUUUACUUUUAUUUUAUAUAGAAAAACAAUUCAAGGUUGGUGUCAUUGGUCAGUUCUUGGGACCACUUUAAUAUCACAUCUUUCACUCAGCUGCCACAUUUAGAUCAGCUAAUCACCUUCACACAUGUUGUGGUAAGGGAGCUUGCAUGCUUGCAUACUUCUGUGAACCCUGAGAGCUUUGUCAUUGGGAGGCAACUCCUGGCAGGUUUUACCAAAUUGGACAGGUCGAGGGUGAGGAGCUGGACAAAACACAGUCAAGCAUUUUCUUGUAAAGUGACCAAUGGCGAAUGGUCUUUCCAAUUUUCAUUUUUAUAUCACCAACUAUACAUGAUAUUACUGCUGUAAUGAGAUGGCGGCCAUCUUUAAAAUGGCAGCCAUCGAGAAAUUUCAAGCAGCUCGGGGCAUUUUCUUGUUGAGUGAUUCAUGAAGACUGUUCAUUCCAAUUUUCAUGGCUAUAUCACCAAUUAAACAAGUACAUCACCUAAUUGUUCCACUUAGAAAUUUUAAAUGGCUGGGACACUUAUCUAGUAAAGUGACCCAUGGAGAAUGUUCAUGCCAAUUUUCAUCCUUCUAUCACCAACUAAACGAUUCUGGCGAAAAUUUGUACUUGGCCGCUGCACUAACACUACUGACUGUGCCAUUGGGGGCACGAAAAAAAUAGACUCUCAAACAUCAGACAAUAAGAGCCUCAGAUUGAACAGUGAACCCUCCACUCUCCAGCUGACCACUGGGCCAUAGCUGUCCACAACUUCAUAACUCCUUAAAACACACAGUGAGACAAUGAUCACAACACUCUGGAAACAGGGCUACAAGAAGCUUCAUGGCUGAUCCUGCAUCAAACCAGCGUCAUGUUAGAUAAAUAGUUGUGUUUGGUAAGACCUGAAGCCUGUAAAAAGUCAUCCAGAACAAAUAAAACAUGAGCUUGCACAUGUAUCUGGUUUCCAGGAUAUAGACUGAAAGCAAGCCACCUCCACACAGAAAGGGCUAUAAAUUAAAUAAAUAGAUGAAAUAACAGCACAGUUAUCCUUUUUCUUUUAUUGUGCCAAUUUCCUCUGAACUUUAUCUCCUUAAUAUGUCUGUGCCCGGAAGGUUUCCAGGAUGUUCAUGUGAUGAUCUUCGUUGGAUUUGGUUUCCUGAUGACAUUCCUCAAGCGGUACAGCUUCGGCGCAGUCGGGUUCAACUUCCUCAUCGCAGCCUUUGGACUCCAGUGGGCGCUGCUGAUGCAAGGCUGGUUCCACGCCCUGGACUACUCUGAUGGAAAGAUCAAAAUUGGAGUUGAAAAGUAAUUUUUCAUCUCUAGUACUCAAUUUUGAAUAGUUAGAAGUAAGUAGUUAUUUUUUGACAAAGGUGUGCAAUAUACAGCAGAUGUUAUGUAAGUGAUGUUUUUUUGUCUGGGUCUGUUUUUGUCAGUUAAUACGUCUCAGGAAUAGUCCACCUGCAUGGUUUCUGUUAAAAAAUCACAGAGAUACACAGUGAGAUCAACCAGGGAAACCAGUCUGACCAACUGAUUUCUUCAAGAUGUUUUCCAGAAACAUUAGAUACAGUCCACACAGAGACAUGGGCUAGUGAGAAGGAAUAUCAAGCUAGGGUGCAAGCAGAUUUCAGGUGUCACGACACGCAUGAGAGGUUUACACCUUUUCUGUAUUUAACAGAGAGUGAGAAAAUAGAUUGAUAUAUUCCUGUUUCUGAGCAAAAAAUAAAAUAAAAUAAAAUACCUAACCAGCACUGAUUUCAGUUUAAAUCACUCCCCCUGACAUUGUCACCGUUUUCUCUCUUCUCAGUCUGAUCAACGCCGACUUCUGUGUGGCAGGCUGCUUAAUCGCUUAUGGGGCAGUGCUCGGUAAAGUGAGUCCAGUCCAGUUACUGGUUCUGACUUUGUUUGGGAUCACAUUGUUUGCUGUGGAAGAAUAUAUUAUCCUUGACCUCAUUCAUGUAAGUUGAACCAAAAUUUAUUAUAAUUAGGUUUUUUAUUAUGGUUAUAAAUAAAAUUUAGGAAUACUUGUGCAGAUAUAUAAGCCCAGUUAAAUGAAAGCGAAAACAGGAGUUGUACAUCAGAUGGAGUUCUCAAAUGUGUGUAUCUUUGGUCCCACAAUUGUAUAUGUUCAGUAACUUGGGACACUUUAUAACUAAAAAGUAAAAAAAAUAUCUUUGUAGUUAUUUAAUCCACUGAAAUUAUUAUUGGCAGCAAAGGUCUGAAAUGUAUGUUCAAAAGUUGCUAUGCUUUUUCUAUACAUUGAUUCAAUGUAUUAUCCAAUUCUGUCAGUAUCAAAAGCCGAUUCUUUUUAUGAAUGUUUUGUUAUGACGUAUUUUUUCAAAGGUAAGUGGGGAUCAACCUCAUGCUUUAAACUCAUAAGGUACAUGUAAGUCGGUGUUUCACAGUGUUUCACAUACUCAUGUUAAUGUUCUCUUCCCUACAGGCCAGAGAUGCUGGAGGCUCCAUGGUGAUCCACACAUUUGGAGGUUAUUAUGGUCUGGCCAUCUCAUGGAUGCUCUAUAGACCAAACCUGGACCAGAGCAGCCGUCUGCAAGGCUCAGUCUAUCACUCAGAUGUCUUUGCCAUGAUUGGUGGGCAUAAUUUAGAACAUGUCUCUUUUUCAUGUGUUAUUUUGGGGGAAGUCUGAACCCAGUCCAUCCAUUUCCUGCGAACAGGCACCCUCUUCCUGUGGAUGUUCUGGCCCAGCUUCAACUCAGCCAUCACAGAUCAUGGGGAUGGCCAGCAUAGAGCAGCCAUCAACACCUACCUGGCUUUGGCUGCAACUGUACUCACCACUGUGGCUAUCUCCAGCCUCUUCCAGAAACACGGGAAACUUGACAUGGUGAUAAAUAACACAGUUGGAUUGUUUGUACAAAACUUCCAGUGAAUUGAAAUCUGAUGAUAAUAGAGGCAUUUUUCUGCUCUUGUCCCUCAGGUUCACAUUCAGAACUCCACUCUUGCUGGAGGUGUUGCCGUGGGAACUGCAGCAGAGUUCAUGCUGAUGCCCUAUGGAUCUCUGAUAGUUGGAUUCUGCUGUGGCAUCAUCUCCACACUGGGCUACAUCUACCUCACAGUAUGAGUUUUGAGUUACAAGCUAAAAUCACUCUAUUGGCUCUUAAAUCUGUUGUAAUUGUCACUGCUUCCUAAAGUGAAUUCAGAUCUAAUGCAGUUUUAAACUGAUUUCUAUCUUUUAGCCAUUUAUGGAGAAGUAUUUGAAGAUCCAGGACACUUGUGGGAUCCAUAACCUGCAUGCCAUGCCAGGAGUUAUUGGUGGUAUUGUGGGAGCCAUUACAGCAGCAGCUGCAUCAGAAUCAGUUUACGGAGCAGAGGGGUGAAGAAAUAUCAGCUUUAUUGACUUUGAUGCGUAAUUAACUGCCAGCACAAGACCAGAAAAUGAUAUGGUAAUGUUUGUUUCCUCAUUUUUUUACUCUGAAAGGCUGACACUGAGUUUUCCUUUUCUGAAUUAAAGGCUGAUAAACACCUUCGACUUUGAAGGCGAGUUCAAAAACACCGACCCCACUCGGCAGGGUGGUCUCCAGGCUGCAGGCCUCUGUGUGGCCAUCUGCUUUGGUGUAGGAGGAGGCAUCAUGGUUGGUAAGGAAAUUACCACUGCAGCUAUUAUAAUCGCUGUAACUGAACAUAAAUGGCAGACAUGUAAAUAAUGUGAUGCUAUUAUCAGAUUAGAUAUGAUUGUUGACACAUAUUGCAUAGUAGGUUGUGUGUUUUGGGAUAAUGACUCCAUUUGUAUUCCUCUCAGGUUGUAUUUUAAGAUUACCUAUCUGGGGAGAUCCAGCUGAUGAUAAUUGUUUUGAUGAUGAGCCAUACUGGGAGGUGAGAGACAGCAUCGACAAUAAUCUGUACAUUCACAAUUUAGUGUCAUUAUUGUCACCAAAGAAAUUGUGGAGCUGCAUAGAAUGACUACUGUCCAUCUAACAGAUCACAUGCCUGUUUUCUCAUAACCUUUGAGAAAGAGUAAUGAAGUUAUGUUACAGCGAUUUUUUAAUAGAAAGUUUGGAGAGAUGCACUUUUCUAAAAUCUUUAUUGUAGCUAGUCUCCAGCAACUGCUCAUAUAUUCCUCAUCUCUCUGCAUUUCUGGAGCCUGUCAAAUAAUCUGACCCAAUCUAAUUGAAGGGGUUUUUCCGAUUAAAAGCAGUUCAGGACCAAGUUUAGCUCUUAUAAAACACGCUCAUUUUUACAUAAAUAUAAAUCUUGGCAGCUAUUUAUGGUUUGUUAUGCAGUUCUUGUUUUGCAACAACUUACUGUUAUGUGUUUAUUAUCCGGAGGCAGUUUUUUUUCCAGCAUGAGUUGGAUAGAUCAUUCUGCUGCCACUACUUUUUUCAAAUGUUUAUAAUUUUGCAGUUCAUGACACACCUAGUGCACCUAAGGUAUGGUUGUUGGAUCACUGUGUCAUGAUAGUGUCAAUUGUUUCAGGUUCCCGAAGAUGAAGAAAGCAUCCCGCCAAUCCUCCAGUACAACAACCACAUGCAGAACAAAGACAUGUGAGUGUUUCUUGACUGUAUCUUACAACAACAUCCUGCUCAAGGAGACACACUGUUCCUUUAGCAAAGAUUCAAUACAGGGAUGGUGCCUUUGUUAGUGUGACAUGUGAUGCAUUCAGUGUCCUGAUGGUGGCAGCAGAUCCCAACUUGCCAAUCGGUAUGUGACGCUGUGAUUCCUGCCCUUUGUUGGGUAUUUCUGUUCAUAGUGUUGAUUACAGUGUUAACACAUGCAGCAAGGGUGCUGCUGCAGACAGCAUGGCACCUCUGCUGUCACUCAGUGAGAGCUGCAUUAUGAAAUGCUGAUGCAAACCCUUCAGCUCUGCGCCCCCUCAUGAGGUUCACCUGUGCUGUUUGUUGAUUUUCACGGCACAGCUCUGCACAUGCAUGCGGUCUCUCAAAGUCACCUUGAUGUUGAGUCGUAUUAGUCAUGCUUACUAAAAAAAAAAAGGAAAUGAAACAAUGGGGGAAAAAAUAAGAGGCUUGGAUUCCUAAAAGUUUUCUGAUAAUUUUAAGGCCAAAUAUACAAAAAUGUUUGUUUGUGAUAAUGUUUGUUUCCUUCUUACACAAGCCAAGAAUUGAAAAAGAAAAAUCUACAUUUUAACAGCAAUUGCUUUUGAAUUUGUAAGACUAAAUAAAACCAUCUUAAUUAAUACUGUUUUUCAUGCAGUGUGUGGCAUUUGUGGUUUUAAUUUUCAGAGCGGAGUCAAAUUUCACCAUGGAUCAAAACUGA